Lichtheimia ornata is the source of this 585-nucleotide messenger RNA. RefSeq lists its product as uncharacterized. The record is from RefSeq and is a predicted model, not a curated record. The transcript has 2 exons. NCBI's taxonomy places the organism in Eukaryota, Fungi, Mucoromycota, Mucoromycetes, Mucorales, Lichtheimiaceae. Gene Ontology annotation, molecular function: gluconokinase activity. Gene Ontology annotation, cellular component: cytoplasm. Bases 1 to 585 code for a protein of 194 amino acids.
AUGUCAUCCAUGCAAACCUCAACACCACCACCUGUUCCAGUCUUCAUAUUAAUGGGCACUGCAGGAUGCGGCAAGACAUCCGUUGCCGAGGAAAUGCAAAAGUUGCUUCAGUGUGAAUAUAUAGAGGGUGAUCAGCUGCAUCCCAAGGCCAAUGUUGACAAAAUGAGCAGAGGUGAACCCUUGAAUGACGACGAUCGGUACCCUUGGUUACAAGUUAUUGCAAACGUUCUUGAAGAGAAGGCUAAGGCGCUGCAAGGACAAGAUGUGUCAUCCACCAAGAGAGUGAUUAUCCUCACGUGCUCCUCUUUACGCAAGGCAUACCGUGAUCUUUUACGCAAGGUGCCACAAGCAAAUGCAACCAUCACAUUUGUUUAUCUCAAAGGCUCUCCCGAAUUGUUGUUGGAACGAAUCACUGGUCGUAAGGGUCACUUUAUGGCAGCCAAGAUGCUUGAAUCACAACUGGAUACCCUUGAGGAACCUGAUCCAUCGCAAGAGAAUGUCAUUGUUGCUGAUAUCCGCAAGGAUCCCCCCACUUUGGCAAGGUGGAUUGUGGAUGAAGCUCAUUCACGUACCAUUUUAUCCUAA